AUGAGCUCCAAAAGAUCUGCUGCUGAAUCGGACAGAGAGCUAACAAAUAUGUCUACCCAACGAAACAAGAAGCGAAAAGUGCCGUUUUCGGAAGGGGCUACAUACUCACUUGACCGUGGAUUACGCCCAAGCGACAGUGCUCAUCUGUCAAUUCUAAAAACACUUGUUCGGGAAGUGGUAGAUGAUCCAAGCAUCCUCAGCACUGAACUGGACGUUACAAAGGCCGCGGACAUCGCAAAGGCUGCAUCUGCGCUAAAUGAUGCUUUUCAGCAUUCAAAUGUGGAUUCAUUACCUUCUCAUGAUUUCUCUCGCGCCAUGAUGAAGCAUUCGUCCAGCAACUUUUCUCAAAAGCCUGCCUUACCGCAAAUUCUAGAUAAACAAAUGGAAAAGGCAGUCUUUACACACCCAAGUGCCGAGAAAGCCUUUGGACAAAAUUAUGAUCGCCUAGAAGUGAUGGGUGACGCAUACAUCGAGCUGAUUGCAACGAGAUUGAUCUGGGUGAAGUACCCUAACAUCCCCGCUGGAAGAAUGUCACAGAUACGCGAGAUACUCGUGAAAAAUGAGACACUUGCAGAAUGUUCGCAGCUUUACGGUUUUGAUCGCAGAGCUUCCAUACCGAAGACUUACUUGGACCAACCCAAGCGGCGGACGAAGAUACUGGGCGAUAUUUUCGAAGCUUAUGUCGCUGCAAUCAUACUUUCUAAUUCUUCGGGUGGCUUCCAGAUUGCAGAGGAAUGGCUGACAGAGCUAUGGUUACCGAAGCUGAUCAACGUGACUGAGAAGAGCCCGCAUAAAUACGAACUUCAUUCAAAACAGGAGUUGGCAGCAAAGGUCCUGAUGAAAGGUGUUAAACUGGAUUAUCUCGAGGAGCGUCCUUUUAAGCAGAACAACGAUGGAACACAGCUCCAUUUUAUUGGAGUAUAUCUUACGGGCUAUGGUUGGAAUAAAAAACAUCUCGGAUCUGGCCAAGGUCUCAACAAAGCAGAAGCAGGAGAAGAAGCGGCUUCGAAUGCAUUCGCAAACACAUCGUUGAUGUUAGAGGUUACCAACAAGAAGUCUGCAUCAAUGGCCAAAUAA
Messenger RNA from Penicillium taxi, 1077 nucleotides. Its product is annotated as ribonuclease III. The coding region runs from base 1 to 1077 and encodes 358 amino acids. Lineage: Eukaryota; Fungi; Ascomycota; Eurotiomycetes; Eurotiales; Aspergillaceae. Gene Ontology annotation, biological process: rRNA processing; regulation of gene expression; primary miRNA processing. Gene Ontology annotation, molecular function: ribonuclease III activity; double-stranded RNA binding. Gene Ontology annotation, cellular component: nucleus. The record is from RefSeq and is a predicted model, not a curated record. The transcript has 2 exons.